CAAAUGAUAAUAAUAUCCAGUAUCGCGUCAUGUCAAAUAACCUUGGAUUAAAGUGAUGGACAAACAUCAUCAUCCUAUCAGAGAUGUCCCACAGUUUUGUUAUUGUUUUAUUUUUCUACAAUUUCAUGUUGUUUUCAGGAAAUUGGUGCUGUUUUACCUGAAGUUUUUUAAAAAUUUUAUUUUAUAUUUUUGUGUCUGGAAUUUCGUUUUACUUUCUUAAAUAUUAGAGUGAUUUUUAUUUUUAUUUUUUAUUAUCAUUAUGAUCUGUCUUUUAUGCGAUUUAUACUUCAGGGCCACCGUAGUGUGGGGAUGCAGUUGCCAUGACAACCUCUCAUUUGCUACAGUUCAGCGUGACAUUAUUUAAGUUUAGCCCAUAUUAAGUCUAUGGUUUAGCCUUUAUAGGGACAACUACUUUGUUCAUAAAUCAGGCAGAUUUUCCGACACCCUUAUCGUAAAAUAAAUCCACCUCAAGACUGAAACAUAAUAUUUUAUUUCUUAUUAAUAUUUCUAAGGAAUGCCUGUGGGGUCAAAUGGACGCAUUGAGGUCUUGAGAUGUCUUUUUGGGUCUACUGCAACUCCUGCUUCCUGUCCGCCGGCGCUGACCGUCAGCUGGCGGUCACCACCUGCGGUCACGUCAUCUGCAGUGUCUGCUACCAGAAAGGCAAACAAGGUAACUGUUCAAUAUGCAGCAGCCAGUGCCAAAUUUCCCCCCUUUCUGACAAACUCAGAAGUGAAGGCUUUGUUCUCGGACAUCAACGCCGUGACGACUAAACACUUGACGGAGAUCAGCAAAGUGAUAUCGUUCCAGUCAAGACAUCAAAGGAAGCUGCUGACUCACUACAAGAAAAGAAAUGAAAAACUGGAAGAAACGUUAGUGAAAAUGAAGCAAGAAAUGCAGCACAUGACAAAAAAGCUGAAUGAACAAAGUGCCUACAUUGCUAAGAUGGAAAACUCCUUUCAGCAUCAAAGCACCAUGGCGCCGCCGCCUGUGUCACAGAAGAGCCGCGCCCCCUACCCUGCACAAGGGCACAAACCGGCCCUGCAGAUUCCAUACAACUCGCCAGCACCCCUCCUGCGACAAUUCUCAGCAACUAGCAGCAAUGAAAACACAGAAGUGGAUGAAAUGAGUCUGUUCAGGAAACCCAACUCUGUUUCCAGAAUGUCAGUUAACAAGCCGCCCCAGGAUGGACGGAUGGGCGCCAUCUCCAGCAGACUGUCCAGCCAAAACAUGCUGGGCUCCCACAGCAGCCAAUCACCCUCAGUCAGUCGCUUUCAGGGAGCCCCUUUAACCCCAGAGCUGACAUUCAACCUCAGCUCUAAAUGGGAGUCUCCCAUCUUCAAGUCCUCGUCCUCCUUCAGAGGCUCCAUGUCGUCUCUCGUCUCUCCGUCUCCCUGAACAACACUCAGUAACUGUCGAGAGGUUUACAGAUGUUUGAGUUUUAUAAAAAAGUUACUACUUA
Messenger RNA from Oryzias melastigma (Indian medaka), 1460 nucleotides. RefSeq names its product probable E3 SUMO-protein ligase RNF212. Gene Ontology annotation, cellular component: synaptonemal complex. Gene Ontology annotation, biological process: reciprocal meiotic recombination; protein sumoylation; homologous chromosome pairing at meiosis. The record is from RefSeq and is a predicted model, not a curated record. The coding region runs from base 515 to 1396 and encodes 293 amino acids. Lineage: Eukaryota; Metazoa; Chordata; Actinopteri; Beloniformes; Adrianichthyidae. The transcript has 13 exons. Gene Ontology annotation, molecular function: SUMO transferase activity.